Messenger RNA from Lathyrus oleraceus (garden pea), 609 nucleotides. Its product is annotated as monothiol glutaredoxin-S11. Bases 48 to 347 code for a protein of 99 amino acids. The record is from RefSeq and is a predicted model, not a curated record. NCBI's taxonomy places the organism in Eukaryota, Viridiplantae, Streptophyta, Magnoliopsida, Fabales, Fabaceae. The transcript has a single exon.
AUAUAUAGUUUUCUAGAAAUUAUUUGGAAUCAGUUAUACAUAUUAAGAUGGAGAAGGUGAUGAGGUUGACUACAGAAAAGGGGGUGGUGAUAUUCACAAAGAGCUCUUGUUGUCUGUGUUAUGCAGUUAACUUUCUGUUUCAAGAAAUCGGAGUGUUCCCUGUGAUUCAUGAAAUUGACAAAGACCCUGAAGGCAAAGAAAUGGAGAAAGCUUUAAAAAAGUUGGGUUUGAAUGCACCUGUCCCUGCAGUGUUCAUCGGAGGAAAGCUAGUGGGGUCCACCAAUGAAGUAAUGUCACUCCAUUUAAGGGGUUCACUCAUUCCACUACUAAGGCCAAACCGAGUUUAACAUACUUUAAUUUGCUUGAUUAUUUGGAACACAUGCAAAUUACAUGUUCCUGCAACUAACUUUAUUGGAAGAAUAAACAGCGCUUCAAUCACUAUCAUUAAAAAAAUGUAAAAGAAACGUACUAUAUAUGGGUAUUGGCUAUCCAAUUAUGGGUGAUUUAGUUUCUAGCACUUGAUUAGCUAUAAUAUAAUCAGCUAAAUAUUUAUAAAGUUUACUUGUCAAACUUUAAAGUUACUUCAAAGAAGGACUAAUAAUUUUUAAC